AUGAAAAUAUCCGACGAUAUUUCAAUUCAAGAAUCAUUUAUUAAUGAAAAUGAUCUUCCUAUAUCAUCACAACUGAUAUGUUUUGAUUUAUCAAUUUUUACUAUAUGUGACAUUCGUUCAAUUGCUUAUAUCUUACGUUGUAUGCCUAAUCUUAGACAUUUUAAGUUUCUUCAUGGAACACGAACAAUAGCUCACUCAUGUGCUGAUACUUUUGUCAAUGGUUAUACAUGGCAACAUAUAUUUGAAAUGUGUACUCCAUUUUUAUCGAAAUUUGAUUUUCAUAUCUCGUUCGAGAAAAACUAUCCAAAAUUAGAUUUAGAUUUCGUAGUAAAUUCAUUUGAAUAUUUUGUUAAAAAAUAUCCAAAAUGGCACAUGAUUAUUGAUCGAUGGGCACCUGAGAAUAGAAAUACUGUGAAUCCUAUGCAACUAACGGAAGAUUAUGUUUCACCAGAAUAUAUUCCUUAUCUUUCACAUAUUGUUCACUUACUUAAUGUAAAUCAAAUUAAGUUUGAUCCAUGUAUUUAUGUAGGUCAAUGGAAAGACAUUCGAUUUAUAUUACAAGCAUGUCCAAAUGUGAUUGAUCUUGAACUUAAUCCUUCAGAUUUGAUUUUACCAGAAUUUAUUGAUCAUCAAUCUCUUUUUACAAUUUUUAAACAAAUUAAAAUACUCAAAUCAAUAACAGAAAAUUGUUAUGUACCUUCAAAUUUUCUAUUAAAACUUGUUGAACGUUUUCCAUCACUUACUGAUAUUGAACUUCAAGUGUAUUCAUUCGAUGAUUGUAUAUAUGCUAUUGAUAUAUUAAUUAGUCAUCUAAAAAAUUUGUCUUAUCUUAAUAUUUAUUAUAUUAAAGAUUCAGUAGUCGAUCAUCCUUUUCCAUGUAAUUAUAUUAUUAAUAAACGUCGUCAAGCAUUUAGUUUUAAGAUUAUUGAUGAAAAUAAGAUUAAUAUCAUCAAGAAUAAAGAAUCUGUAGAAAUUAGAUUAUCAUAA
This is a messenger RNA of Rotaria sordida, 987 nucleotides long. NCBI's taxonomy places the organism in Eukaryota, Metazoa, Rotifera, Eurotatoria, Philodinida, Philodinidae. The record is from the annotation of a GenBank genome assembly.